AUGAGGUCAUCACAGAAGAGGAGAGAGGAGGAGACGGACCAGGAGAGGAGAGAGGAGGAGACGGACCAGGAGAGGAGAGAGGAGGAGACGGACCAGGAGGAGAGGAGAGAGAAGACGGACCAGGAGAGGAGAGAGGAGGAGAUGGACCAGGAGAGGAGAGAGGAGGAGAUGGACCAGGAGAGGAGAGAGGAGGAGAUGGACCAGGGAGAGGAGAGAGAAGGAGACGGACCAGGAGGAGACGAGAGAGGAGGAGGAGACGGACCAGAAGAGGAGAGAGGAGGAGACGGACCAGGAGAGGAGAGAGGAGGAGACGGACCAGAAGAGGAGAGAGGAGGAGACGGACCAGAAGAGGAGAGGGGAGGAGACGGACCAGGAGAGGAGAGAGGAGGAGACGGACCAGACGAGGAGAGAGGAGGAGAUGGACCAGGAGAGGAGAGAGGAGGAGAGGGAGCAGGAGAAAUGAGUGAAGUGUAA
Messenger RNA from Knipowitschia caucasica, 474 nucleotides. Lineage: Eukaryota; Metazoa; Chordata; Actinopteri; Gobiiformes; Gobiidae. The record is from the annotation of a GenBank genome assembly.